UGACUAUCUAUUGAGUAUUGCUCAGGUAGUCUUCGAUCUCCCAUCAAUGGAAGGAUCUGGAAUUGCAGAAGAACAAAAUGUUUAUUCGGUGUGGGCAUUACCACCUGAAGACGUGAGCCAGAGGUUGAAGGCGGUGAUGAAGGAUCUGGGAUCGGAGUUCAGAGGUCCCGAGUUCGAGCCACACAUCACCGUCGUCGGAGCUAUUCGCCUCACUAAGGCGGAUGCCCUUCAAAAGUUCAAUUCCGCCUGUUUAGGUCUAAAAUCUUAUACAGCUCAAGUUGAUUCGGUGGCUACGGGUACUUUCUUCUAUCAGUGCGUCUUCCUUCUCCUCCACACCACUCCUGAGGUGAUGUCAACUGGCGAACACUGCACUUCACACUUCGGAUACAAGAGUUCAACCCCUUAUAUGCCACACUUGAGCAUCCUCUAUGGGGAUUUAUCAGAUGAGGAGAAGAAGAAAGCCCAAGAGAAAGCUAAACUUCUUGAUGAGAAGAUAAGCAGCCUAAGCUUCCAGGUCUCCCGUCUUGCCUUGUACAAAACCGACACUGAAGACAAAUCCCUCAAAUCCUGGGAGAGGGUGGCCGAGUGCAGUCUUGAUUAGCCACUUAUCCUGUUGACUCUAUAUGUGAAAAAAUAAGGUUCUAAUACUUUCUUUUGUCAAGUCUUUUUGUUCUAGUUCUCUGUCAUGCAAACUUUGGACUGCUAUAUAUAUGUUUCUUAUAGUGAAUAUUGAUGCUGGUCUUUAGUUUCUGA
Molecule: messenger RNA, 753 nt
Organism: Telopea speciosissima
Lineage: Eukaryota; Viridiplantae; Streptophyta; Magnoliopsida; Proteales; Proteaceae
Product: cyclic phosphodiesterase
Exons: 3
Coding region: 47-601 (184 amino acids)
Biological process (GO): cyclic nucleotide metabolic process
Molecular function (GO): 2',3'-cyclic-nucleotide 3'-phosphodiesterase activity
Source: RefSeq, a predicted model, not a curated record